Messenger RNA from Penicillium antarcticum, 1032 nucleotides. RefSeq lists its product as uncharacterized. Gene Ontology annotation, cellular component: cytoplasm. NCBI's taxonomy places the organism in Eukaryota, Fungi, Ascomycota, Eurotiomycetes, Eurotiales, Aspergillaceae. The transcript is spliced from 2 exons. The coding region runs from base 1 to 1032 and encodes 343 amino acids. The record is from RefSeq and is a predicted model, not a curated record.
AUGUCCGACCCAACUCUCUACCUGUACACAUCGUUGACCGCGGGGUCAUCGCACAUCGUCACCGCCACUGCCCGCAUCGAGACAAUUCUCAAAGCAAACAAGCUCCCUUUCCGCGCUGUUGAUGUCGCCACCGACGAUGCUGCUCGGAAACUCUGGGGCCGUCGCUCCAAGGGCAAGAAACUACCUGGCUUGGUCAAAUACGGCGACAUUGUGGGAGACCUUGAACAAAUCGAAGAAUGGAACGAAUUCGGCGAGCUCCGUCUGGUAAUUCUCAGCGUCCAGGACCUGGGUGGAAUGCCAGCAACCAGCUGCCCAAUCCCCGCGACCGAUGGCAAGACCGAGCCCGAACCCGCAACCCCCAAGCCCUCCACAAUUAAGAUCCAAAGCCCACCCACCAAGACCGAAGAGAAGAAGGAUGACAAGGCCGUGCUUGCACUGCGUCAGGCUAGCUCAGAGGCUGCAUCCAAGGCCGCGUCCAAGACCGAAGAGAAGAAGGAACCCGCUGAGAAGCCAGCUCCCCGUGGGCACCGCGGUUCUGUCGCUGCCGAGCUUCCAGACACUGCGCCUGAUUCGCCGAAGGCCGCCAAACGCCCCGUCCUCAUUCCUGAAAUGGCGGCUGUGUCAUCGGCUAACUUCCACGCAGAGAACGCCGAGGCGCUUGGGCUUGUUGAGCAUCAUCGCGGUUCUAUCAUUUCGACUACGGAUAAGGAUGAGCAAGAUAAGGUUGUGCGCGAGAUUAGGGCGUCUAUCACUGCCGAUGAGCCUACUGCCAACCUUGACUCUAUCCGCAAGCAGGCUGCGGAGCAGACAGGAUCCGACACGAUUGAAGAGGUUGCGACACCGCUCUUCGAGGAUGUGAAUGAUACCAAAAUGGCGGCUGCAGCUGAGGAAUUCAAGGCUGAGGAACCCAAGACCGAGACCAAGGAGUCGGAGGUCAAAGAGGCUGUGAAGGAGGAUGAGCCCAAGGAGUCCAAGUCUGAGGAGAUCAAGGAACAGGAAGACACAAAGGACAAGGCGGGGUCCAAAGACUAA